CGAUUCGGAAGUAUGCACUGAACAUCUCUGAGAAGCGGAGGCUAAGGAACAUUCAGGAGACCCAAAUGAAGUAUUUGUCUGAGUGGGACCAGUGGAAACGGUAUAGCAGCAAGUCUUGGAAGAGGUUCAUAGGGAAGGCUCGGGAGAUGACCACCCACUUGGAGCUGUGGCGGGAGGACAUUCGCAGCAUAGAAGGGAAAUUUGGCACUGGGAUUCAGUCCUAUUUCUCCUUCUUGCGGUUUCUGGUGUUGCUGAAUUUGGUGAUAUUUCUGAUCAUCUUUAUGUUGGUUUUGCUCCCAGUCUUGCUCACCAAGUACAACAUCACCAACAGCACUUUUGUGCUCAUUCCGUCCAAAGACACGGAUGUCCAAUGCACAGUAUAUCCAAUAAGUAGCUCUGGACUCAUUUACUUUUAUAGUUAUGUCAUAGACUUGCUCUCUGGCACUGGUUUCUUGGAGGAGACCUGCCUCUUUUAUGGACAUUACACCAUUGAUGGAGUAAAAUUUCAGAACUUCACCUAUGAUCUGCCCCUGGCUUAUUUGUUAAGCACAAUUGCCUACCUGGCCCUGAGCCUUCUUUGGAUAGUGAAAAGGUCAGUGGAAGGGUUCAAAAUCAACCUGAUCCGGAGUGAGGAGCACUUCCAGAGUUACUGCAACAAGAUCUUUGCUGGCUGGGACUUCUGCAUCACCAACCGCAGCAUGGCAGACCUGAAGCACAGCAGCCUGCGGUACGAGCUCCGAGCAGAUCUGGAGGAAGAAAGAAUACGGCAGAAGAUAGCAGAAAGAACAUCAGAAGAGACGAUACGGAUUUACUCUCUGAGACUGUUUUUGAACUGUAUUGUUCUGGCCGUUUUAGCCGCGUGCUUUUAUGCAAUCUACAGAGCGACAAUAUUCUCACAAGAGCACAUGAAAAAAGAAAUUGACAAGAUGGUUUUUGGAGAGAACCUUUUGAUAUUGUACCUGCCUUCUAUUGUGAUUACGCUGGCCAAUUUUAUCACCCCAAUGAUCUUUGCCAAGAUCAUCCACUAUGAGGAUUAUUCCCCAGGCUUUGAGAUCCGGCUGACAAUACUUAGGUGUGUCUUUAUGCGGCUGGCUACCAUCUGUGUGCUGGUGUUCACCCUGGGUUCCAAGAUUACAUCCUGUGAUAACUACUCCUGUGAGCUCUGUGGCUACAACCAGAAACUCUACCCGUGCUGGGAGACCCAAGUUGGGCAGGAAAUGUACAAGCUGAUGAUCUUUGACCUCAUCAUCAUCUUGGCUGUGACACUUUUUGUGGAUUUUCCCAGAAAGCUCCUGGUGACCUACUGUUCCUCUUGGAAGCUGAUUCAGUGCUGGGGACAGCAGGAAUUUGCCAUUCCUGAUAACGUUCUGGGGAUCGUCUAUGGGCAAACCAUUUGCUGGAUUGGAGCGUUUUUCUCACCUCUUCUCCCUGCAAUUGCAACCUUGAAAUUCAUUAUCAUCUUUUAUGUGAAAGAGAUGAGUCUUCUUUAUACCUGCAGACCCUCCCCAAGGCAGUUCAGAGCAUCCAAUUCUAAUUUCUUCUUCCUGUUGGUGUUGUUGAUUGGGCUGUGUUUGGCCAUAAUACCUCUGACAAUCAGCAUGGCACGCAUCCCUUCCUCAAAAGCCUGUGGGCCAUUCACCAACUUCAACACCACCUGGGAGGUGGUCCCCAAGACAGUGAGCACCUUUCCCAGCUCACUGCAGUCCCUGGUCUAUGGCGUCACAUCGGAAGCCUUUGCAGUGCCUUUUUUCAUGAUCAUCUGCCUCAUCAUGUUUUACUUCAUCGCCCUGGCCGGAGCACACAAGCGGGUGGUGGUCCAGCUCCGAGAGCAGCUGUCCCUGGAAAGUCGUGACAAGCGUUACCUGAUCCAGAAACUAACAGAAGCGCAGAAGGAUAUGAAGAACCGACUGGACUGGCAAUGA
This is a messenger RNA of Neomonachus schauinslandi (Hawaiian monk seal), 1922 nucleotides long. RefSeq names its product transmembrane channel like 7 (gene TMC7). The transcript has 15 exons. Gene Ontology annotation, molecular function: mechanosensitive monoatomic ion channel activity. The record is from RefSeq and is a predicted model, not a curated record. NCBI's taxonomy places the organism in Eukaryota, Metazoa, Chordata, Mammalia, Carnivora, Phocidae. Gene Ontology annotation, cellular component: plasma membrane. Bases 66 to 1922 code for a protein of 618 amino acids.